AUGGUCACUAGAAAGGAACUGCGUCUGUCUCCUGUGGAUGCACCAGCUGUGCCAGCUCUGAAAACACCAGUGCCCCUUCCUAAAGAGCUGAUGUUUCUUGUGCAUGAACCAUCAGCUUCCACACAAUCAAAAAAAGGUGUUUCAGCGACAGAGGGCAGUAUCUCUCGAGCGUGCAGGACACUUUCUUUUGAGGAAUCUAACAAAGAUGAACCAUGUUCCUCUGCUCCUCCUCCUUCAGUGUGUGUUCCACCACCUGUUCGACCGACAGCGCAAAGCACACCAACCCUUCCUAGAGUUCCUGCUCCACAGCUUCCUGGAUAUGAUAAUGACACGCGUCAGUGGAAGUGUUCUCAUCAACAGAGGAUCUGGAUGAAGACUGAGUUGGAAUCCAUGGGUCUGUGGCCAGGCUCUCCUCCUGUGAGCAACCCCAUGAAGACCGUGUCACUGUGGCGUUUACCUCCUCAACCUGAGCUGAUAGACACAGUCUCUGAUCUGCCGUCAGCCAAAUAUUUUCAGCUUCAUCCUUUUUUUAUUUGGAAACCUGAAAAUGACACCUUGAUGGCUAGACUUAAGAGUAACUAUGCUCUGCCAUGCAUUGCGGGGUGUAGCAAAGCACAGGUCACGUGUGCAGGAGUCGGUAGACCUCGUGUGAUCGUGGGCAUCACAGGUCAGUACUACCUCUUCUCAUCUCGGCUGUGCUGCAAAGUCUGCAAGAAAAGGUGGUAUGCAGACAACCCACAGUGGCUGGAAAAGCUCCCCAAAAGGUUUACAAAUGUACUGCCAGCAAUUAUUACUUACAAGAAGGCCAUCUGUAGAUCUGUGCAGAUCUCAAUACUGCGUCUGAAAGGGUGUUCGGAAUGCCCAAGUAUGCUGCCCUUCUAGUGUCCAGCAAGGAUUCUGGGGAGAGGUUUGGGCUAGACUAUGUGGAGCCUGGAUGUCGCCCUGUUGUGCUAGAUUGGGAAAAGCACAAGAGCAAAACUGAUCUGCCAUUAGAUCUUCCCGAGCAAAGCAGACCGUCCACUGCCAGGGCUGGAUACCUUUCAUCUGACCUUGAUCCACAUCCAGAGUCAGGAUCCAUUACCACUUUGCCUGCCCCCU
Messenger RNA from Triplophysa dalaica, 1098 nucleotides. RefSeq lists its product as uncharacterized. The record is from RefSeq and is a predicted model, not a curated record. Lineage: Eukaryota; Metazoa; Chordata; Actinopteri; Cypriniformes; Nemacheilidae. The coding region runs from base 1 to 882 and encodes 293 amino acids. The transcript is spliced from 7 exons.